AUGGAGAAACUGUCUGAAUUCAUUAAAGAGAAGAAGAUGAAUUUAUUAGACGUGAUUUCAUCAACCAAGCCGUAUAAACCCAUGCUUUGUUCUACUGCUAUUCAAAGUUGCAUAGCUCCAUCGCCAAUAAGUCGCAUUAGACAAAACCCACCAACAAAUUAUGUCUUCAAGAUCCAAUCUUAUUCCACGAUCUCAGAAUACGAAAGAUGUAAAUCUCCUUCUUUUGGAGAAAAGGAAACUGGAUAUACAUGGCAGUUGUGUUACUACCCCAAAGGGAAGAAAGAAGGUGGAAAAGGUUAUUUUUCUAUCUACUUGUUAAUAACAGAUACAGAUAAGCUUGGAACUGAUUGGGAUGUUAAGGUCGACUUCAGAUUGUUCUUGUUCAAUCAUUCUAAGAAAAAUUACCUAGUUCAAGACAACUAUGAGACAAGUUUCAAUGUGAAAAAUAAAGAACAAGGUUUUGCUCGCUUCAUCAAUCUUAAGGAAUUUCGAAAGGUGUAUCUUUUCGAAGAUACUUUUACAAUCGGAGCUGAAGUUUUCGUUAUUAAGAAAACCGAAAGAACGGAUUCUUUUUCGAGGAUACAGGAACCCAGAACACCGGAAAACAGCAAAACAGUAACUUACAAGAUCGACCAGUUCUCAAAGAGGACGAGUGUCCCCCGCUUGCAGCCAAUCACUGUUAACAAACUGGAAUGGAAGAUUAUAAUAUAUCCCAAAGGCAAUGCUCAAGCGAACAAAAGUGUUUCUAUGUUCCUACAACUGACUAACUCAAGUAGUCUAUCUCCUGACAAGCAAGUAUAUGUAGACUACAGUUUUUGCAUUGCAGGCCGAAAAGAAGCUUUCAAGAAGAGAGCUCAAAGUUGGUUCAGUGCUUCGCAGACGACUCGGGGAACCCCCAAUUUCAUCUCACUCAAUAGACUUGAAGACCCAGAAUUUGGCUACCUAGUUGACGAUGCAUGCACAUUCGGAAUCACGGUUACGGUGAUAGGCUUGAAGGAUACUACCAAGGUUUAA
This is a messenger RNA of Papaver somniferum (opium poppy), 1014 nucleotides long. Its product is annotated as probable inactive serine/threonine-protein kinase fnkC. Bases 1 to 1014 code for a protein of 337 amino acids. Lineage: Eukaryota; Viridiplantae; Streptophyta; Magnoliopsida; Ranunculales; Papaveraceae. The record is from RefSeq and is a predicted model, not a curated record. Gene Ontology annotation, molecular function: protein binding. The transcript has 5 exons.